AUGGCGGAAAUGCAAAAUUCGAACCCCACGAUCCUCAACGUGGCCGAUCUCCCCACCAGAUCUCCAUCCACCAUCAAAGCCGCAGAUUACGGGAACGGCAUAUUCGCCGCCGUCCCUAACCCGGCGGAUUUUCUCUCCUCGGACUCGGAGGACGACGAUCUGCUCGAAGAGCCCAUCGACGAGCAGGAGAUCUACGACUUGAUCAAAUGCAUUUCAGAUCCCGAACAUCCCCUCUCGCUAGGUGAAUUGGCUGUGGUCUCAUUGCCCGACAUCUUCAUCAAACCCACUCUUCCCAACGUCCCCGACUCCCCUCUCCAGACCGUGACCGUUCUCAUCACUCCAACUAUCACUCAUUGCAGUUUGGCAACGGUGAUAGGACUCGGUGUCCGGGUGCGACUGGAGCAAUCCCUUCCCCCGCGCUUCCGGGUUGACGUGCGCAUCAAGGAGGGAACACAUAGCACUGGCGACGAGGUCAACAAGCAGUUGGGAGAUAAAGAGCGGGUAGCCGCCGCCCUGGAGAACGGCGCGCUGAUGCAGGUCAUCGCCAAAAUGAUGGAGACGUGCCAGUGA
This is a messenger RNA of Penicillium cinerascens, 570 nucleotides long. RefSeq names its product iron-sulfur cluster assembly protein CIA2. Gene Ontology annotation, biological process: iron-sulfur cluster assembly. Bases 1 to 570 code for a protein of 189 amino acids. The transcript is spliced from 2 exons. The record is from RefSeq and is a predicted model, not a curated record. Lineage: Eukaryota; Fungi; Ascomycota; Eurotiomycetes; Eurotiales; Aspergillaceae.